Cylicocyclus nassatus is the source of this 1627-nucleotide messenger RNA. The record is from the annotation of a GenBank genome assembly. Lineage: Eukaryota; Metazoa; Nematoda; Chromadorea; Rhabditida; Strongylidae.
AUGAGAACAUGUUUCAGGUCCGAAGGCUUAGUAGAGGUUGAAGCAAUGAUCUUGCGCCAAUCUUUCUAUGGAAGGCCAGAGAUCUCAAUCUCUUUGUUGCACUCUCUCUGCAUCGUCAUCAUCCGUCUAGUCACACCCACGGUUGAGAUGUAUCUGGAGCUGCUAUGGGCAGUGACAAAGCUGAUCGUUGGUUUACUAGCGAUGAUAGUUGCGUCUACGAUACUGAUACUUAAACUAAAGGAAAGAAGACGUCGGCCAGUUACAACUGACGGUCGUGUACAUGAGGCCUUCAAACCAGUACUCGAUACAUUCAGAAACAACUUCCGUCGUGGUUGGGAGCGCGAUGGUGCGGCAUUGUGCGUGUAUUACCAGGGAGAGUGUGUUGUUGAUAUAUGGGGAGGAUUCGCAGAUAGGGAAUCCGAACGAAGGUGGAGAGAAGAUACAUUACAGAUAAUUUUCAGCACUUCAAAAGUAGUUGGGGCAAUUUGCGUCGCUAUGCUUGUCGAUCGUGGUCGCCUCAAAUAUUCUGACAAGAUAUCUUCUUUUUGGCCUGCAUUCGCAAAACAUGGAAAAGAGAAUAUAACAGUCGAAAUGGUGCUAUCCCAUACUUCGGGUCUGGCUUGUCUAGAUGGUAAGAUUUCAUACGAAGACGCUUGUGAUCACGAACGCAUGGCAAGAUACAUAGAAGAGUCGAAGCCUACUUGGGAGCCAGGAAAGGCCGUUGGAUAUCAUGCGCUAUCCUAUGGUUGGCUAGUCGACCAGAUCAUACGGCGAACUGAUGUGAAAAGAAGGGGUAUAGGACAGUUUUUUAAAGAGGAAAUAGCCGACAAGCAUGGUCUUGAUUUACAUUUUGGGCUACCGAUGGAAAAAGCAUGGCGUGUUGCACGAAUUACGCGACCUACAGUCAUUGAUCGCAUUGAUGAAUUUGUCACUGAUCCAGGCAACUUGAAUUACGCCUUCGUAUUCAAGCAAUAUCUGAAAGGAGGCCUGAGCAUGAAAGUGGCAACCAAUCCGCCUUGGUUGCAAACCAUCUUUAAGGUGACUCUGAACAACCCUGAAAUGUAUGCGUUAGAACAGCCAGCAGUACUUGGAAUUGGAACAGCUCGCGACAUGGCAAAACUUGCCCAGCUACUGAUGGACGGCAAGCUCAUCAGCCGGCCUACUCUUGACUUGCUCAAUGAGAAUCUCAUAAUCACAAAGGACAUCGUCACUGGUGCUCACGCUGAAAGAGGUCGUGGGACUACCGUUAUGCAUUUGAAAAGAAAUGGGUCUCACUAUCGAUUGAUUGGUCAUACUGGCUUGGGAGGCCAGAAUUUGCGCUGGGAUGAAGAUAACAAGUUGGUGAUCGCUUUUUUGAGCAAUGGUUUGAAAGGUGGGCUUGGAGAUCGUGCGAGGACAUAUGUGCGCUUGGUAGAGACCAUAUACGAUUGCUUGCCAAAAAUUCGAGACAACAACGUUUGGUCGACCAUGGAUCAUAGUCGCAUGAUAUCGGCCAAAGAUUCCAUAAGAACGUCAUAAAAGCAUUAAAAGCUGUUAUGCUUUGAUAACUUCUUUAAAGCUCGUCCACAUAUAUCCGUUGUAACUAAUUUCUCUUACAUAGUUGUACUUUAUUACACAUAUCGUGCGG